AUCCAGGCUAUGGGCAUCAAGACAGCGUUGCCCGCGGCGGAGCUGGGCUUGUACUCCCUGGUGCUGAGUGGGGCUCUGGCCUAUGCUGGCCGGGGCCUCCUAGAAGCUUCACAAGAUGGGGCCCACCGGAAGGCCUUCCGGGAGUCUGUGCGACCUGGCUGGGAGUAUAUUGGCCGGAAGAUGGACGUGGCUGACUUCGAGUGGGUGAUGUGGUUCACCUCCUUCCGCAAUGUCAUCAUCUUCGCCCUCUCUGGACAUGUGCUGUUUGCUAAACUCUGCACGAUGGUUGCCCCCCAGCUCCGCUCCUGGAUGUAUGCCGUGUAUGGGGCCCUGGCCGUGCUGGGCACGAUGGGUCCUUGGUACCUGCUGCUGCUACUUGGCCACUGUGUCAGCCUCUAUGUGGCCUCACUCUUGGGCCAGCCCUGGCUCUGUCUCGGCCUUGGCCUGGCCAGCCUUGCCUCCUUCAAGCUUGAUCCUCUAAUCUCCUGGCAGAGCGGGUUUGUAACAGGCACUUUUGAUCUUCAAGAGGUGCUGUUCCACGGGGGCAGCGGUUUCACAGUGCUGCGUUGUACCAGCUUUGCACUGGAGAGCUGUGCCCGCCCCGAUCGCCGCUAUUCCCUAGCUGACCUGCUCAAGUACAACUUCUACCUGCCUUUCUUCUUCUUCGGGCCCAUCAUGACCUUUGAUCGCUUCCACACCCAGAUGAGUCAGGUGGAGCCGGUGAGGCGCGAGGGUGAGCUGUGGCGCAUCCGGGCCCAGGCCGGCCUCAGCGUGGUGGCCGUCAUGGCCGUGGACAUCUUCUUCCACUUCUUCUACAUCCUCACCAUCCCCAGCGACCUCAAGUUUGCCAACCGCCUCCCGGACAGCGCCCUCGCUGGCCUAGCCUAUUCAAACCUGGUGUACGACUGGGUGAAGGCGGCCGUGCUCUUCGGCGUGGUCAACACCGUGGCUCGCCUUGACCACUUGGACCCACCCCAGCCUCCCAAGUGCAUCACCGCACUCUACGUCUUCGCGGAAACGCACUUCGACCGUGGCAUCAACGACUGGCUUUGCAAGUAUGUGUAUGACCACAUUGGUGGGGAGCACUCCGAGGUGAUCCCGGAGCUGGGGGCCACUGUGGCCACAUUUGCCAUCACCACUCUGUGGCUUGGACCUUGUGAUAUUGUUUACCUGUGGUCAUUCCUUAACUGCUUUGGCCUCAACUUUGAGCUCUGGGUGCAGAAGCUGGCUGAGUCGGGGCCCCUAGCACAAAUUGAGGCCUCUCUGUCGGAGCAGAUGUCUCGCAGGGUCCGGGCCCUCUUUGGGGCCAUGAACUUCUGGGCCAUCAUCAUGUACAACCUUGUAAGCCUGAACAGCCUGGAGUUCACAGAGCUGGUUGCCAGGCGCCUGCUACUCACAGGGUUCCCCCAGACCACUCUGGCCAUCCUGUUUGUCACCUACUGUGGUGUCCAGCUGGUGAAGGAGCGAGAGCGAACCCUAGCACUAGAGGAGGAGCAGAAGCAGGACAAAGAGAAGCCCGAGUAG
Molecule: messenger RNA, 1524 nt
Organism: Puma concolor (puma)
Lineage: Eukaryota; Metazoa; Chordata; Mammalia; Carnivora; Felidae
Source: RefSeq, a predicted model, not a curated record